GAAGCGCGAGCGGCGGCGCCAUGGCCCGAGACUCGCGGUGGGUCUGGCACCUCACGCCCCCGUGUCCCCCAGUGUGGCAGCAGCCGUUCCUCAACGUCUUCAGACACUUCAAGGUGGACGAGUGGAAGCGGUCCUCUAAGGAGGGCGACGUGGCCGUUGUGACGGACAAGACCCUCAAGUGCACCGUGUACCGCGUGCGGGGCCCUGUCUCUGCUGGCAAUUACAUCCAGCUCCCCAAAACCAGCACCCAGUCCCUGGGGCUGACCGGACGCUACCUGUACGUGCUCUUUCGGCCCCUGCCCGCCAAGCAUUUCGUCAUUCACCUGGACCUGUGUACCGAGGACAGCCAGGUCAUCCGAGUGUCAUUUUCCAACUUCUUCAAGGAGUUCAAGUCCACAGCCACAUGGCUUCAGUUCCCUUUCAUCUGUGAGACUGGGACACCCAGGAAAGGUGUGGGCUCCCCUGGUGCCCGGUGGACCUGCCUGCAGCUCGACCUACACGACAUUCUCCUGGUCUACCUGAACCGACGCUACAGUCAGCUCAGGAGCAUCAGGCUGUGUGCUAGCCUGCUGGUCAGGAACCUCUACACCAGUGACCUGUGCUUCGAUCCUGCUGUCACUGUUGCUGAAGCCCGGUGUGCAAAACUGCCCAUCACCCCCAUACCUCGAGAAAUGGCAUUCCCAGUACCGAAAGGGGAGAGCUGGCACGACCACUAUGUCCACAUCCGGUUUCCAAGCGACAGCUCAAAAACAUCCUCCGAGGCAGUUCAGAAGAGCUGUUCCCCUUCUGAGGCAGUCUUAGCGGGGCCUGUGCCGCAGCUUCUCCCUCACCCAGCGGCCUUCAGCAAGCCUGUUCAGGACAGCCUGGCCCUCAUGGUCCAGAAGCAUGGCCCCACAGCCUCCUGCCAGGCCCCCUCUGCGCCCAGGCCCCUUCCAGAAGUCAGCGUGUCUUGUGAGCGCUCCGAGGUCUGUAGUGUGGGUGGCCCCAGUGGCCGUAGCCAGGAGCCCUUGGCCUGGGUGAAGGCCACUGACAAGCACGUGGUCAGUGACAGCCUUCACGUGUCUGCGCGUCAGACGACUGUGGAGCCCACGGCCCCAGAGGAUGCAUCCCCACAAGAAUCUCCUGGCAGAAAGCAGAACCAACAGGAGGCGGCUUUGGGCAAGGAUCGUUUUCAACAAAGAAGCUUCCUCCCGGAUCCGGUCCUGAGGCUCAAAGGGGUCAUCGGCUUUGGGGGUCACAGCACCAAAUGGGCCCUGUGGACCCGGGAUGGGGCCGCCGUCGUGUAUCCUUGCCAUGCGGUCAUCGUCGUCCUGUGUGUCAACACCCGGGAGCAGCGUCUCUUCCUUGGCCACACAGACAAGGUCUCUGCCCUGGCGCUGGACGGGAGCGGUUCCCUGCUGGCCUCAGCCCAGGCACAGCCCCACAGUAUGCUGCGUCUCUGGGACUUCCAGACCGGGGAGUGCCUGUCCCUGUUCCAGAGCCCAGUCCACACCGUUUGCUCCCUCAGCUUCUCUGACAGCGGGGAGGUGCUCUGUGGUGUUGGCAAGGACCGCCACGGGCGGAUGACGGUGGUGGUGUGGGGCACGGCCCAGGUGGGGCGAGGCGGAGAGGCCAUCAUCCUCACGAAGGUGCACAGCGACGUUGACAUCCAGGCAUUCGAGGUGGCCUUUUUCGAUGAAACCAGGAUGGCAUCGUGCGGGCGGGGCAGCGUGCGGCUGUGGCGGCUGCGAGGUGGGGGGCUGCGCUCCUGCCCUGUGGACCUGGGGGAGCACCACGCGCUGGAGUUCACUGACCUGGCCUUCAGGCAGGCCCAGGACGGCCACACACUCUACGUCUGCAGCCGCAGCGGCCACAUCCUGGAGAUUGACCACCAGAGCAUGGCUGUGCGGCGCGCUCGCCGCCUCCUGCCCACACAGACCCCCGGUGGCCCCCUCCCACAGAAGCAGGCCUUCAGUUCAGGCCCCGGCAUCGCCAUCAGCAGCCUCAGCGUCUCCCAGGCCAAGUGUGCCGUGGGCUCCGAGGACGGCUACCUGCGCCUCUGGCCCCUGGACUUCUCCUCUGUGCUCUUGGAGGCAGAGCACGAGGGCCCCAUCAGCUCCGUCCGCAUCAGCCCUGACGGCCUGCGUGUGCUGUCCACCACCUCCUCGGGCCACCUGGGUUUCCUGGACAUCCUGUCCCGGGAGUACAGUGUGCUGGUGCGCUCCCACGCCGCCCCGGUGUUGGCCCUUGCCACUGAGUGCCGCCGGGGACAGCUGGCCACUGUGUCCCAGGAUCACACUGUCCGCAUCUGGGACCUAGCGACCCUGCAGCAGCUGUACGACUUCGCGUCUCCGGAGGAGGCCCCGUGUGCUGUUGCCUUCCACCCUACCCAGCCCACCUUCUUCUGUGGCUUCAGCAGCGGGGCCGUCCGCUCCUUCAGCCUGGAGGCCACCGAGGUCCUAGUGGAGCACAGGUGUCACCGCGGAGCCAUCACCGGCCUGGCUGCCAGCCCCGACGGCAGCCUCCUGUUCAGCUCCUGCUCUCGGGGCUCCCUGGCCCAGUACCAUAGCGGCGCACUCCGGUGCCGCAUCCUUCGUGUGGCAGCUAACGUGGUGUGCCAGGAGGCCUGCCCGAGCCCCAGUGCCCUGGUGGUCAGUGGGGACAGCCGCCUGCUGGCCUUUGUGGGUCCCUCCAAGUACACGGUGACCGUCAUGGACACAACCUCACUGGAUGAGCUGCUGAGGGUUGACAUCAGCACUCUGGACCUGGCUGGCAGCCGCCUGGACUCAGCUGUGGCCGUCUGCUUUGGCCCCGCACCCCCUGGCCACUUGCUGGUGUCCACGUCCUCUAACAUGGUUGCAGUGCUAGAUGCCACGUCGGGCCGCUUGGUCCGGGAGCUGUCCUGUGUCCCCCCUGCGGCCUGCUCUGUCCUAGCUCUCAGCGGGGAUGGCCGUUUUCUGCUCACGGCCGCCGACCGGGCCAUCAAGGUGUGGGACUACUCAGCACAGGCCGGCCCUGGCUGCCAGGUGUACAUCGGCCACUCAGAGCCUGUGCGAGCCGUGGCUUUCACCCCCGACCAGCAGCAACUCCUUAGUGUGGGAGACGCCAUCUUUCUCUGGGACGUUCUGGUCCCCUCUGAGAAGUCCCCUCCAGGAAGUGUCCAAGGCUCUCCCGGGGCCCCCCCAACCUGCGAAGCUGGCCUGGGUACAAGACAACUGGAGGACAUGGUGUCUGGGGCCAAUGGGCUUCCCCGGCAGCAGGUGCCCAUGCCAUCCCAGGCGUCCCCACCCUGGCUGGACAUCUGUGCCGGGCCCCCCAAGGACCAUGAUGGCGCUUUCUCCAUGUCAGAUGAGAGCCGUGGCCCUGAGGGUCUCCGCCAGGCCUCAGGCCCACCUGUGCUGGUGCAGAAGGAGGCUGGCAGGGCUGGUGAUGGGGCCUGGGGGGCCACGGGGGGCCCCUGGGACCUUGGCAGGCCUCCCCACCCCCGUGGUUGGCCCAGUGGCCUAAGGACAGACCCGGCUGCCCCUGGCAGACAAGGGAUGGUCACCUACAGGGCAAAUGGAGAGCCCAAGGCCCCUGUUGGGCCAGGUGCCUACAGCACUGGAAGAGCCAGGGCCCAGCCCCCCACUCGCCCGGACUCCUAUCGGCAUUUCACAGCUCGCUACAAGGCCUCCCUGCUGGCCAAGGUUGGCCGGGUGGGGCGUCCUCAUAGCCCCUGCUGCCAAUGGAUAUCCUGGAAGCCCAGGGGUCCGGGCGGCAUGGCCCUGUGGUGUCUGGGGGGCCUCUCCUUCCCUGCUGUCGGCGAUGAGCAGCUGCACCUGAAAGCCGUCAUGGGUUACAACGGGAAUGGGCGCGCCAACCUGGUCUGGAGGCCGGACACAGGCUUCUUCGCCUACACGUGUGGUCGCCUGGUGGUGGUGGAGGACCUGCACUCUGGUGUCCAGCAGCACUGGCUUGGCCACCCUGAGGAGAUCUCCACGCUGGCCCUCAGCCAUGAUGCCCAGGUGCUGGCCUCUGCCUCAGGCCGAAGCAGCACUGCCUCCCGCUGCCAGAUCCGUGUCUGGGACGUGCCGGGGGGCUUCUGUCGGCAGCUCCUUUCUCACCACGACACUGCUGUCCAGGCCCUGGCUUUCUCGCCAGACGACAGGCUCCUCGUCACGCUGGGGGACUAUGGCGACCGCACCCUGGCCCUGUGGAGCACGGCCACCUACGAGCUUGUGUCCUCCACGUGCCUUCCGGAGCCAGUACACGGCGUGGCCUUCAACCCCUGGGACACCGGCGAGCUCGCCUGCGUGGGCCAGGGUGCCGUCACCCUGUGGCUCCUGCAGCAGCGUGGGGGCGACGUCAGCCUCCAGGUCCACCGAGAGCCCAUCCCUGAGGAGGUGGGGGGGUGCGAGCUGACCUCGCUCUGCUACGGGACCACACCCCUGCUCUACUGUGGCUCCAAUGCUGGCCAGGUGUGUGUUUGGGACAUGUGUGCCGGCCGCUGCUUCCUGGCCUGGGACGCGGACGACGGUGAGAUCGGAGUGCUGCUGUGCUCGGGCGCGCGUCUGGUCAGUGGCAGCAACACCAGGCGGCUGCGCCUAUGGGCCGUGGGGGCCGUGCCGGAGCUGAGACGCAAGGGCUCCGGGGCCAGGUCUAGCUCUGUGUUUAUGGAGCGUGAGCUGACCCUUGACGGGGCCGUCGUGAGUGCAGUCUUCCACGAAAGCAUGGACAUGGGUGUGGUGGGCACCACGGCGGGCACGCUCUGGUACGUCAGCUGGGCUGAGGGCACCAGCACCCGCCUCAUCAGCGGCCACCGGAGCAAGGUGAACGAGGUGGUCUUCAGCCCCAGCGAGUCCCACUGUGCCACGUGCAGUGACGAUGGGAGCGUGAGGGUGUGGAGCGUGGCCAGCAUGGAGCUGCUGAUCCAGUUCCAGGUGCUCAGCCAGAGCUGCCUCUGCCUGUCUUGGAGCCCCCCAUCCUGUGAACGCCCAGAACAGCAGUGGGUGGCAGCGGGCUACAGUGACGGCACGCUGCGGCUCUUCAGCAUCCCCCGCAUAGCGAUGGAGCUCAAGAUGCAUCCCCACUCGGCUGCACUGACGGCCAUCGCCUUCUCUGCUGACGGUCAGACCAUCCUCUCCGGAGACAAGGAUGGGCUCGUGGCUGUGAGUCGCCCUCGCACGGGGAUGACCUUCCGUGUGCUGAGUGACCAUUGGGGAGCCCCGAUCUGCACCAUCCAGAGCACGAGAAGAGAGUAUGAAGACUUCGGGGCAGAGGGUGUGGACCUGUGGCUGGCUGCCAGCGGGGACCAGCAGGUCAGCGUUUGGGCCUCCAACUGGCUGCAGGACCGCUGUGAGCUCGUGGACUGGCUAAGCUUCCCAGCGCCCGCCCUCACGGAGGUUCCCGGCUGCCUGCCGCCCUCCCUCGCCGCCUUCUGCCCCUGGGAUGAGGCGCUGCUGGUGUGUGCGGGCCUCGGUGUGCACCAUGAGGUGGUCUUCUACAGCCUCCGCCAGAAGCAGGUGAUGGAGAAGAUCCCACUGCCUUUCUUUGCUGUGUCCAUGAGCCUGUCCCCUGGGGCCCACCUUAUGGCCAUUGGCUUCUCUGAGCGUGUGCUGAGGCUGGUGGACUGUGCGUCGGGGGCCGUGCAGGACUUUGCUGGCCAUGAUGACUCGGUGCAGCUGUGCAGGUUUGCCCCGUCUGCUCGGCUGCUCUUCACGGCGGCCCACAGUGAGAUACUGGUGUGGGAAGUCACAGGUCACUGACCGCCAGUGGGGAGUGCGGGGUCAGGUGUUGCCCUGCUGGUCAGCCGGGCACCUGGCCUGGUCAGAGGCUUGGCUGAGAAGCUGGGUUGGCCAGGGGCCUUGUGCUGGGCCAGGAUGGCUGGGUGGGCUUCACGCCUCCACACCCGGCUGCCCAGGAGCGUGUGCAAAUCAUCAAGACCUUGAACAUGUAUGAAGUGCUUAUUGCCUCUUUUCCUUUGGGCUUUUGUUUCUACCUUGUACAGUUCAAAUAAAUGUGGGUGUUGCAUUGAGGCAUUGUCUCCUGGUCACUCCAGGCUGCCUGAGCUCAGUUUCUGCCCAACCUCCAGACCUCCUGCUCCCUGCCAGGGAUCCUGACCCCUGCAAGAGCCGCGGGAGCCUGAGCAGGAGCUGCGGGGC
This is a messenger RNA of Eubalaena glacialis (North Atlantic right whale), 6119 nucleotides long. RefSeq names its product WD repeat domain 90 (gene WDR90). The record is from RefSeq and is a predicted model, not a curated record. The transcript is spliced from 44 exons. Gene Ontology annotation, cellular component: centriole. Lineage: Eukaryota; Metazoa; Chordata; Mammalia; Artiodactyla; Balaenidae. Bases 21 to 5723 code for a protein of 1900 amino acids. Gene Ontology annotation, molecular function: protein binding.